UCUAUUAUCCAGCGUGCGUCAUCAGCGGGCUCGCAAAACCACGUCCAACGGUACCGGCAUAGCGGAGCGAAACCCGUCACCCAUCGCCCCAAACCCAGCAACCGGUACAAAAGCAGGUCGUCAACGCGCGAACGCCAAGAACUGGCCAGCUUUUAUUCUCAUCACUUGUCUCCCGCUUUCGCGACCAACGCGCACACACACACGGCGACGAACGAUGGCGACCAUCGUAACCCCGGCGCGUUCAUUGACUUUGACGCUGAUGCUGACCAUCUUCCUGCGGGCAGCGCUCUCCCAAGACAUACCGUACUAUAUGCACCGCUGUGAACGGGAUGCGGCCGACGUGAACGACUGCCUGCGGUACGCCGCGAACAAGCUGGCCAGCUUCAUACGGCGAGGAAUUCCGGAGAUCGGUAUUGUUGAUGUGGAACCGGUCGUGGUGGAUGAGAUCAGCAUUGCGCUCGGCAGCGGUCCCGAUGGGUAUCGGGCCAGCUUCCGCAACAUCGAGGCGUACGGCGUAAGCAACCUGUCGAUCGUGAACGUGCGCUCCGACAUCGACUCGAUGCAGUUCCAGAUGACGAUCGAGAUCCCGAAAAUCAAAGCCACGGCCCAGUACCAAUCGUCCGGUGUGCUGCUGCUGCUGCAGGCGUCCGGUGCCGGCGAGUACUGGGGAGAGUAUGAGGGCGUUAAGGCAAAAACUUACUUCAAGGCGACCCCGUACCAGGGAGACGAUGGCAUGACCUACCUAACGGUCGACCAGACCAAGAUGGACUUUAGCGUGAAGGAGAUCAAAAUGGGCGUGGAAAACAUCGCCAACCAGAACGCCAUUAUUCAUGCCGCCAUGAAUCUGUUCAUCAACACGAACGCCCAGGAGCUGCUGAAGGAGAUGAAGCCCCAGCUGCGCACGAAGCUGACCGAGCAUUUGCAAUCCUUCCUGCAGCAGCUGUUCGAUCGCAUUCCGGUGGAGCAGUGGUUGGACUAGCGACGGCGAUUGCGGAACAAAACAAAACGCUUCCCCCUUCGUGCUAAUAUUUAUUGUAUUUGUUGUAAUAAAAAAAAUCGAGUGAAUAAAUUGAAAGCUUCGACGCUGAAUGGUGUCGAGUUGACUGAGAGUAA
Molecule: messenger RNA, 1113 nt
Organism: Anopheles coluzzii
Lineage: Eukaryota; Metazoa; Arthropoda; Insecta; Diptera; Culicidae
Gene: Jhbp2
Product: protein takeout
Exons: 5
Coding region: 215-979 (254 amino acids)
Source: RefSeq, a predicted model, not a curated record